Nezara viridula (southern green stink bug) is the source of this 1056-nucleotide messenger RNA. The record is from the annotation of a GenBank genome assembly. NCBI's taxonomy places the organism in Eukaryota, Metazoa, Arthropoda, Insecta, Hemiptera, Pentatomidae.
AACAGAAAAAUAAUAAAAUUGUGACAUGAAUUAACAGUUUAAAUGAGCCAUGUUGAUACUUGCUUCAAAAUCCAAGCAUCUGUUAAUACUAUUACAUUAUUGCAAUUACAUACCCAGUCCCAGAUUUAUAUUAGUGAUGAAGUAGAUAAAACAUGAAAGAUAGAAGAUCUAACUUAAUGAAACAUAACCUAAUCCAAAAUGUGUGUAUAAAUGUUUUUUCGAUUAAAUUCAAAAGUAAUGCACCUAAGUUCUGUUCUUCCACUUCUAAUCACACUUACACUAUUCACAACAUUAGAAAGUAAAAUCGAUUGGAAAUUACACCCAAAUAUCAACAAUAUAAAAUCUGCUACUUGGGAAACUGGGAAUCAUGGGGUAUUCUCAUCUAGCCCGGUAUCCUUUUGCGGAAAAUACAUUCUUCCAAAUAAUGGCCCAAACGUAAAGAAAAGCAGUAAGGGAAAGAUGAAAGCUAUCCUAGAUUCCUUCACUUAUCCCAAUCCCUUGACGAUCGAAGUCCGUAUAGUUCACAACAGUACAGGGAAAUCCCACACCACCACAACCUCGACAUACAAAACCGUUUACUUGCCGAGUAAUUUGCCGGUCGGCGAGGAUUAUGAAUACGUGGAGCCAACAGCUGAGACUAUGGAAGACAGCUUACCUGAAACAACAUCACAAAAAAAAUCAAAUGAGAAAAAAGAAAAAUUAUCUGCUACCGCAACUACUACUACAGUUGGAACUGUUAACACAAAUGCUUUUGUUGGCAAAGAACUUAUGAUCACAGAAAGGUGUAGAAGAUACGUCAGAAAUCCAUUUGAUUUCAACUUGAGGUACAUGCUUUAUCCGAUGAAUCCAGAUUUCUUCUUAGCUAUGGAACAGUCUAGGUUGGCUGAGACAGAAGUGCGAAAUCAGCAAUAUUUAAAGAAACCGGACGCAAUUAGAAGCAGAAGAAAAAUAAACUAUUAUUCUAACCCCAAUCUGCGAUGGAGAGGUAACUUCGAUAGACGUCCAUUGAGGUCUAGAAAUUACAAAAUAAACCAACUUUUUUUAUGAGUUUUUCAA